AUGUCUUACAAUAACGGUGGUUACGGCGGUGCUAGUAGAGAUACCGGAUACGUCAACAAUAACAGAAGUUCCUACAAAACUGGUGGUUACAAUGAUAACCGCGGCGGUAGCAGAGAUGGCGGUUACAAUAACAACUAUAAUAAUCAAGGUAGAGGUGGAUAUCAAAAAUCAUAUGAUCAACCUCAAGAAUUAGUUGCUCCAGAAUGGGAUUUAGAAAACUUGCCAAUGUUUGAAAAGAAUUUCUAUUCUGAACAUCCAAAUAUUGCCGCUAGAUCAGAUAGAGAAAUUGAAGAUUUUAGAAGACAAAAUGAAAUGAGUGUUCUUGGUCACGAUAUUCCACAUCCAAUCACUUCUUUUGAAGAAGCUGGUUUCCCAGAUUAUGUAUUGAAGGAAGUUUUAGCUCAAGGUUUCCCAAGUCCAACCCCUAUUCAAUGUCAAGGUUGGCCUAUGGCUUUAAGUGGUAGAGAUAUGGUUGGUAUUGCUGCUACUGGUUCUGGUAAGACUUUAUCUUAUUGUUUACCUGCUAUUGUUCAUAUUAAUGCUCAACCAUUAUUAAGUCCAGGUGAUGGUCCUAUUGCCCUUGUUUUAGCUCCAACCAGAGAAUUAGCUUGUCAAAUUCAACAAGAAUGUUCCAAAUUUGGUCGUUCUUCUAGAAUUAGAAAUACUUGUGUUUAUGGUGGUGCUGCUAGAGGUCCACAAAUUAGAGAUUUAGCUAGAGGUGUUGAAAUCUGUAUUGCUACUCCAGGUAGAUUGAUUGAUAUGUUAGAAGCUGGUAAGACUAACUUGAAGAGAGUUACUUACUUAGUUUUAGAUGAAGCUGAUAGAAUGUUGGAUAUGGGUUUCGAACCUCAAAUUAGAAAGAUUGUUGAUCAAAUCAGACCUGAUCGUCAAACCUUGAUGUGGUCUGCUACUUGGCCAAAGGAAGUUCAAGCUUUAACUAGAGACUACUUACAAGACCCAAUUCAAGUCACUAUUGGUUCUUUGGAAUUAGCUGCUUCCCAUACUAUUACUCAAUUAGUUGAAGUUGUCACUGAAUUCGAAAAGAGAGAUAGAUUAGUUAAACACUUGGAAACUGCCACUGCUGAUAAGGAUGCUAAAUGUUUGAUUUUCGCUUCUACCAAGAGAUCUUGUGAUGAAAUCACUUCAUAUUUAAGAUCAGAUGGUUGGCCAGCAUUGGCUAUCCAUGGUGAUAAGCAACAAAGUGAAAGAGAUUGGGUCUUGAAAGAAUUCAAGACUGGUAAAUCCCCAAUUAUGGUUGCCACUGAUGUUGCAGCCAGAGGUAUUGAUGUCAAAGGUAUUACUUUCGUCAUUAACUAUGAUAUGCCAGGUAACAUUGAAGAUUAUGUCCACAGAAUUGGUAGAACUGGUAGAGGUGGUGCCACUGGUACUGCUGUCUCCUUCUUCACCGAAGACAACAAGAAAUUAGGUGGUGAUUUAAUCAAGAUUAUGAGAGAAGCUAAACAAACCAUUCCACAAGAUUUACAAAAGUAUGACAGAAGAAGUUAUGGAAGUCACAUAAGAUAUGGUGCAGGCCGUGGUGGUCGUGGUUAUGGUGGCCGUGGUGGUGGUCGUGGUUACGGUGGUGGUCGUGGUGGACGCGGUGGUUACCAAAGACAAAGUGGUAGCAAUGGUGCUCCUUUAGGUGGUGCCCGUCGUUUUUAG
This is a messenger RNA of Hemisphaericaspora subhashii, 1662 nucleotides long. RefSeq names its product DEAD-box ATP-dependent RNA helicase (gene DBP2). The transcript is spliced from 2 exons. The record is from RefSeq and is a predicted model, not a curated record. Gene Ontology annotation, molecular function: RNA binding; RNA helicase activity; ATP binding. NCBI's taxonomy places the organism in Eukaryota, Fungi, Ascomycota, Pichiomycetes, Serinales, Debaryomycetaceae. Gene Ontology annotation, cellular component: cytoplasm; ribonucleoprotein complex; nucleus. Gene Ontology annotation, biological process: rRNA processing. The coding region runs from base 1 to 1662 and encodes 553 amino acids.